Pelagomonas calceolata is the source of this 1001-nucleotide messenger RNA. Lineage: Eukaryota; Pelagophyceae; Pelagomonadales; Pelagomonadaceae. The record is from the annotation of a GenBank genome assembly.
GCGUCGUAAGACACUAGCCCGUUAACAGCGCACCGAAAAAGCUGCCCCCGCAGGCUACACAGUCUCUGGACCGUCCAGGAGAGUCGACCGCGGCUACAAGUCUCUUCUCCGUCCAGGGGACUCGACACGGCAGCCUCUCUGCACCGUCCAGGGGAGUCGAGACGGCAGCCCAGACGACACGUCUCUGCACCCCGUCCAGAGAAAUCGAGGCAGCCAACCAUGGCCAUGCUCGCGGCCAUGCGCCAGCUCCUGGAAGAAAAACGCCGCCUGGAGAAGGAAACUACAACCGACGACGCCUGGGCGACGCGUCCCGGGCCGGGCGCGUCCGACCUCGCACCCGGUCUAGAAGCCGCCGUCGCGGCCUCCCGAAAGUUCGCCGCCGAGGCGCGGACGCCGCUGUUAAGAGCGAGACGGAAGUGCUGGUACGACGCUGAAAUUCAAAAACCGGUCAUCCUGCGAGAUUUGCUUUCAUCAGAUGACGUCGCGAAGCUGCGACGCAUGCGCGCCGCGCUCGAGGCCUCCGGGCGCACGCCGCACAUGUUCCGCGAUACUACAGAAGAAUCGAACCACGCCGUCUGCUACUUGCACUACGACGGCUUCGCCCAAAGAACGGAACCGGAGUUGAUGGAAAGGCUGCUGGCCGCGAUGCGGGCCCACGCGCCGUCCGUCUGGCCGCGGUCGACGCGCGAGUUGCGGGUGAGGUGCAUCGAGUUGCACACCUACCAGGCGGGCGGCGGCUUGUUCCUGCCGAGCCACCGCGACAACGACUCCGUUUUGACGCUCAGUUGUCGUGUGUCGGAGGACGGCGCCUUUGGUGGAGGGCGCUUCGUCACGUACGACCGCGGCGCGCCGGUGGCGCACCGCCUCGACCAGGGGUCCGCCGUGCUCUUUCCCUCGGAGAAGCUCCACAACAUCGAACGGGUGGAACGCGGGACGCGCGAGUCCCUCGUCAUCGAGCUGUGGGAGGGCGAUACGAACGGCGUCGAUCGGUUUAAGUAGGG